This is a messenger RNA of Mustela erminea (ermine), 1341 nucleotides long. It is a transcript of the gene MSRB2, whose product is annotated as methionine sulfoxide reductase B2. Gene Ontology annotation, biological process: response to oxidative stress; protein repair. Gene Ontology annotation, cellular component: cytoplasm. The coding region runs from base 74 to 676 and encodes 200 amino acids. Gene Ontology annotation, molecular function: peptide-methionine (R)-S-oxide reductase activity. The transcript is spliced from 4 exons. The record is from RefSeq and is a predicted model, not a curated record. Lineage: Eukaryota; Metazoa; Chordata; Mammalia; Carnivora; Mustelidae.
CCUCUUUAGCUUCUGGGCCCCAGCGGAACCAGAAAACUGCCUGUCUGCUUGCUGCUUCUUUCUUGUGAAACUAAUGAGUCGAUUGAAGCAUUUUGUACUGGAGCUUUCUGGCCCCUGUGGACUGGGAGAGGGGCGGCGCGGCCUCGUGCUACCCGUGGCCGUGCACUUCAGGAGAGAAGCUAAAGAAAAAACGUCACUGUGCCUUUUUGUUUUAAUUUUUAAAAAAUUCCUCUUGAACAACACAGGUUCUCUCACGAAGCAUGAGCCGUCCCUCAGCAAGGGCGAAUGGCGAAGGAAGCUGACUCCAGAGCAGUUCUAUGUCACUCAAGAAAAAGGGACCGAACCACCUUUCAGUGGAGCCUAUCUGAAUAACAAGGAGUCAGGAAUGUAUCACUGUGUAUGCUGUGACAGCCCACUCUUCAGUUCCGACCACAAGUACUGCUCCGGCUCCGGGUGGCCUGCGUUUUCCGAGGCACACGGGGCGUCUGGCUCUGAUGAAAGGGACGCGAGCAUCCUGAGGCGUGUGGACACCUUAUUAGGAUUAACUCGCACCGAGGUUGUGUGCAAACAGUGCGAAGCCCACCUUGGCCAUGUGUUUCCUGACGGACCUGGGCCUAGUGGUCAGAGGUUUUGCAUCAACAGUGUGGCCCUGAAGUUCAAACCAAGGAGACACUGACCAUCUCCAAGAAUCCCUUUCUGUCACCACUGCUUCAUUUACACCCUCAAUUUUCAGUGUAUGUUGAAUGACUUGUUUUAUUUACUACCAAAGUAAGCUAAGUUUGUGCUGGCACCAAGCAAGUCCCCACUUCUGUAUCGGAUUUGCCUGGAAUCAACCCAACCCCAAUUCCAACGUGGAGGGUGGAAUUUCACAGAAUGGCAAAGGGGCAGCCAUUUCCAUCCAGUUGACUUCUGUAGGCUUUGCCUGUGACCAGAGGGCAUGACUCUUUGGGGACAGUAAGAAACUAAUGGACUACAAGCCAGAAAUUCCUACAAAACUACCCAGAACUUUCCAUUGCUCUAAGUCCUUUGUGGACAUAUGUAGGUGAUGGAUCAAGAGAAAAGAGGAAGGAAAUAUGGGAUUAGAGUAAUCUACAAUCCCAGCAUUGAAAGAAGUACCGAGGACUUGGACUGUGGCAGAGCCGCAUUUGGGGGGCAUACAUGGUGAUCAAUGGGAUGCGUGAUUCUUCUUCAAAAUUUUAGAAUGUCUUGAACAUUCUGAUUCAUCCUUUCUACCGGCAAAUAAGUUCCAAGGAGAGUUUGUUAGAUUUCAGUGAUAAUGAGUAAAAGUGGCUACAAAGUUAAGUUUAAACAUGUUCAAAUAAAAUAUUUAGUAAAAUUUUA